AUGUCUCUCCCCAGCACGCAAAAAGCCGCAGUAAAAGUGGGCACCGGCGACGCCUCGCGUACGGAGAUUAGAGAAUUGCCUGUUCCCGAGCCGUCGCCCGACCAGAUUCUCGUGAAGAUCAACUACAGCGGGCUCUGCGCCUCAGAUAAGUCGCUUCUGCUGGACGAAUGGGGAUCUACAGGCAUUCUGCAGCAGCCGUGUACGCAGGGUAUCGCGGGCCACGAGGGUGCGGGGACAGUCGUUAAGGUGGGAAGCAACGUUCAAGAUCUCUGGCAACCCGGCGACCGGGCGGGCAUUAAAUGGAUCGCGUCCAUCUGCCGCAAGUGCGAAUUUUGCACCAACGGCGUCGACGAAUGCCACUGUCCCAAGCAGCUCAACUCGGGCUUCAGCAUCGCGGGGACCUUCCAGGAGUACUGCAUUACCGACGCGCGGUACGCGACGAGGCUGCCGGAUGGCGUCAGCGAUGCGGAGGCGGGGCCGUUGCUGUGCGGGGGUGUAACCGCGUACACGGGCUGUAAGAGGAGUGGUGUGAGGCCGGGGCAGUGGAUUGUUAUACCAGGCGCGGGCGGUGGACUCGGCCACCUCGCAGUCCAAUACGCCAACGCAAUGGGCAUGCGCGUCAUCGCCAUCGACGGCGGCGACGCAAAGCGCGACCUCUGCCUCAGCCUUGGAGCGGAGAAAUUCAUCGACUUCACCACGUGCAAAGACAUUCCCGCCGAGGUCAUGUCCAUCACCAAGUACGGGGCCCACGGCGUGGUGGUCAUCUCGGCGACGCGCCAGGGGUAUGAGCAGGCGCCGCACAUGCUGCGGCCGCAGGGCACCAUGGUGUGCAUUGGGCUACCCAAGGACGGGACGGUCAUCGCGGGCGCGCCGCCGAUCCUGAUGGUGUUGAAGAAGCUGAAUAUUGUGGGAAGUGUGACGGGGACGUUGAAAGAUGUUGAGGAGUGUUUGGACUUUACUGCGCGCGGGCUGGUGCGGCCGAUCCUGACGCAUGGGGAUCUGGGCGAUAUCAAUCGCUUCCUGGAUGAUAUGGGGGCUGGGCGCUUGGCAGGCCGAGCGGUUAUUAAGGUUGCUGCGUAG
Paraphaeosphaeria sporulosa is the source of this 1080-nucleotide messenger RNA. Its product is annotated as alcohol dehydrogenase. The transcript is spliced from 3 exons. NCBI's taxonomy places the organism in Eukaryota, Fungi, Ascomycota, Dothideomycetes, Pleosporales, Didymosphaeriaceae. Bases 1 to 1080 code for a protein of 359 amino acids. Gene Ontology annotation, molecular function: oxidoreductase activity; zinc ion binding. The record is from RefSeq and is a predicted model, not a curated record.